Molecule: messenger RNA, 8151 nt
Organism: Phyllopteryx taeniolatus (common seadragon)
Lineage: Eukaryota; Metazoa; Chordata; Actinopteri; Syngnathiformes; Syngnathidae
Gene: ptch2
Product: patched 2
Exons: 24
Coding region: 2879-6841 (1320 amino acids)
Biological process (GO): smoothened signaling pathway
Cellular component (GO): plasma membrane
Molecular function (GO): hedgehog family protein binding; hedgehog receptor activity; smoothened binding
Source: RefSeq, a predicted model, not a curated record
AUUUCCCCCUUUGUCAUUGGGGGAAAAAAAUGAGUUUUUUUUUUUUUCUCUGACUUUGGGGUUUGGACUGUUCCAGUGGUACCAUAUUGACUCCAGUCACAGCGUCUACAUUUGAAAGGCACACCUGAACAUGUGAAUAUACGACUUAAGUGCAAACCACAUUUAAGGCUCUCACACGACGCACUCUUUGUUCACGUUUUUCACCCAUCUCACACGCUGACCUCUCUCUCGCAGCUCAUGAUGAGACAUGGCAGCUGCCGGUGUUUGCAUAAAGCUUUUGUGUAUUUGUACAAAGACCCCGGAGUCUCUUCAAGACAACGCCACUGUGGCUGAGCCCACCUACCAGUUCAUUUGCGUGUUUGCUCAUGUGUAUGUGUGUAUGUUCACACAUUAAUGCCUACGUUUACCUGUGUGUGGCCAAUGUUAAUCUGCCGUCUCACAAACUCAUCGCACCACUGAUUGUGUGUGUCUGUGUGUGUGUGUGUGUGUGUGUGUGGCAGUUUAAAUUCUGGACCUCAGAUGUCACUUUGACCUUAUUCUCUUGAAUACUCUAAAUAAUUUUUCACGUUGCAACUUUUCCCCGCUUGUAUUCUGACUUUUUUCUCUUAAGAUUAUGAAUUUUUCACAAUUUUACAACUUUGUUCUUGUCAGAAAAUAUUGUUAGACUUUUGUCAUUCUUUAACGAUUUUAUUGGUUGAAUAUUUUCCCCAUUAUUCUUAUGAUGGUUUUUCCACAUAAAAUUCUACUUUUUACUCAUAACAUUGGGACUUUUUCCAGAUGGUCUUAUGACUUUAUCUUGUAAUAUUACAACUUUAUUCUAGUGAUAUUUAUUUAUUUAUUUCAAGAAGGUGUUGUAAUAUUUCGACUAGCUCCACAAAGUGCCUUACCACUGUGGCACUGUAGCAUAGCCUUCGCAUUUGAUAAGUUAUUUGUAUUUAUGCUUUAAAAAGUUCACAUUUUGGAGAUUUAGCCUCUAAUAACUGUUGCAAUGAUGUGUGUCAAACCACGUUUCAAGUCGUGUGGUGGCAUCCUACAUCGGUUGUUGUCGAGAGAAUGAUCAUCUGGCAUCAAUGUCCCGCUUUGAAUGGAGGGAAUUUCAACAGGAAUGUUCACAUCGGGAUUGUUUUCAGCAUGGUGUGGUCGCCUCAAGUGUUCCAAAUGGGUGUCGACAGUUGAUCGUCCAGUUGUGAUGUUGACACCCUCUGAUGUCUCAGAUGUCCCUCCAAAAUAAAACACAGCUGUUGUUACUGGUUGGUUCCUCCAGCCGUGCUAACCCUUCGCACUCGUCACGACACGUAGUACGUGUGGUCGUGAAGAAUUGGCUCUCACCGGCCAAGUUUUGGACAUAUCAGCCUUCGCCUUUUGUUUUCUUUUAAAAGUAAUGAAAAUGAUGUCUGGAAAUGAAAGUGUAGAGUUGCAAUGAGUCACUCCGAAUAAGAAAAUAAGUGCGUUUUGUGGAGAAUAUCAGUUGUUAGAGGGAGUGUGUGACCUUCCUCAUGUCAGAUUCAGGAGGCGAGACGUGAACUGCGAACAUAAGGACGCAGGUCUAUGCCUCAGAUGUUUUACUUGGAUGCUUUUCAUUUAAGAAUGAACACCAUAUAGCAGGGUGCACACUUACCCAUUUUUCACACACACACAAACACAUUUCUAAAGUGGUUCACAAAGUUGCUAAAUAUUAGGAAUGCUCCAGGAUCGGUUUACUUUGUGAAGCACUUGACUUUUUUUUUUUUUUUAAUGUGACUGAUAAAAAAACAUAAAAAUCUAGCAACUUCUUGUGGUGUUAUUAAAGACUUCUGGAGACUCCCUACAGAGCAGGAUAUGUUUACCCCUCUGCGUCCUGACUGCAAUUGAAUGGCGCUCAUGCAAACAAACACUAGUUUAUCCGCGCUCCUCCCAAAAAAAGUGAGCACCCACAAGGAUUCUAUUGUGUUUUCACUCAUGGAAUCACUACUUCCUCACAAAGCUCAGUAACGUUUUGUCAAUUAAUGUAGCGGGGGUGGUAUAAAACAAAAAUACCCCCACGUUGACAAUUUACCUGAACAUUUGCUUGUGUUAACACUGGUAACACUUAGCUAAUGCUAAUCUGUGUUAAUUCGGCGAUUCCUUUUGGCUUUGACAUUAUAAUGCUUCGGUGUACCGUGUUCCCCUGCUAUAUUGCAGUUCACUUAACCAUUGCCUCGCUACAUCACAGUUGGGUUUUUGUGGAAUGCAUCUACUUGUCUAACACGAAAAUCCCCACUAUAUCGUGUAAAUCUGUGCUUUAUAACGAUUGUUUUUUUAAUGGGUUUUUACGAUGUAUUAACUGUAAUGCAUUAUCAUGUGGGAAAGGAGCGUCACACUCACCGAUCCACUUUACAGCUGUUUAUUGAACACCAGGAGAACAGUAAAACACAAUAACACAAUGGACACGCUGACGCUGGAGCUGCUGUUGACCACCUCUCACACCCGGACACUCACGGAAGACUUGGCGACAUCCCCCACCAUGCUCGGCCUCUCAAAGCACAUGCAGAAUUUUACACGCAGCCACUGCAAGAGAAAUAAAGCUUAAAGAAUCAUUUCAGCAGAUAGGACAGAACCUGGAGGUGGAGACAAAAGUGGACACGAGGAGAAGGGGAAGGCGGUAGGUCAGAAAGCUCCCCUGUGGAUCCGCGCCAGGUUCCAGGCCCUCCUGUUCUCUCUGGGCUGCCACAUCCAGAGGCACUGCGGGAAGGUGCUCUUUAUCGGACUCUUGGUGUUCGGGGCCCUCUCGGUGGGACUCCGAGUGGCCGCCAUUGAGACGGACAUCGAGCAGCUGUGGGUGGAAGCUGGUAGCCGGGUGAGCCAGGAGCUUCACUACACCAGGGAGAAGCAAGGCGAGGAGUCCAUAUUUACCUCACAGAUGCUCAUCCAGACCCCCAAAGAACGGGGCACCAACAUUCUUACCCAGGAGGCUUUGCUGGUGCACAUGGAAGCCACACUGUCUGCCAGCAAGGUCCAGGUGUCACUGUUUGGAAAGUCAUGGGAUCUCAACAAAAUAUGUUACAAAUCCGGGGUCCCUAUAAUUGAAAAUGUCAUGAUUGAAAGGAUGAUUGACAAGCUAUUUCCUUGUAUGAUCAUCACCCCGUUGGAUUGUUUUUGGGAAGGGGCCAAGCUACAGGGAGGUUCCGCCUAUUUACCGGGUAUGCCAGACAUCCAGUGGAUGAAUCUGGAUCCAGUCAAGCUCAUGGAGGAACUGAGUCAGUUCACAUCCCUGGAAGGAUUUAAGGAGAUGUUGGACAAAGCCCAGGUGGGCCACGCCUACAUGAACAGGCCGUGUCUGGACCCAUCGGAUCCCGACUGCCCUCUCAGUGCUCCUAACAAGGAACUAUUAGAGCCUCCUGACAUCGCCGGACGCCUCCAAGGCGGUUGCCACGGUUUUAGCCGGAAGUUUAUGCACUGGCAGGAGGAGCUGAUCCUGGGAGGGCGCAUGAAGAACACCCAAGAUGCUCUGACGAGCGCGGAGGCUCUUCAAACUAUGUUCCUGUUGAUGAGCCCCAAGCAGCUGUACGAGCACUUUAAAGACGACUAUGAGAUCCACGACAUCAACUGGAAUGAAGAAAAGGCUACGGCCAUCCUGGAGUCGUGGCAGCGGAAGUUUGUGGAGGUGGUCCACCAGAGUAUCCCGACUAACUCCAGCCAGUCCAUCCACGCCUUCUCCACCACCACCCUCAACGACAUCAUGAAGUCCUUCUCCGAUGUCAGCGUCCUGCGAGUAGCCGGAGGGUACCUGCUCAUGCUGGCCUAUGCCUGUGUGACCAUGCUGAGGUGGGACUGUGCCAAAUCCCAGGGGGCUGUGGGGCUGGCCGGCGUGCUGCUGGUAGCCCUGUCGGUAGCUGCGGGACUGGGCCUCUGCUCUCUGCUGGGACUCUCCUUCAAUGCCGCCACCACUCAGGUGCUUCCCUUCCUGGCACUUGGAAUUGGUGUGGAUGACAUGUUUCUUUUGGCUCACUCCUUCACAGAGGCCGGUAGUAACAUUCCGUUUAAGGAGCGGACCGGAGACUGUUUGCGUCGCACGGGCACCAGCGUGGCUCUGACUUCCAUCAACAACAUGAUCGCUUUCUUCAUGGCUGCCCUCGUGCCCAUCCCGGCCCUGCGAGCUUUCUCCUUGCAGGCAGCCAUCGUGGUGGUGUUUAACUUCGCCAUGGUGCUGCUCAUCUUCCCCGCCAUACUCAGCUUGGACCUCCACCGGCGCAAAGACAAGCGCUUGGACGUCCUGUGCUGCCUGUACAGCCCUUGCGCCGACCGGGUCAUACACCUGUCCCCGCACGAGCUGUCGGACGGCGCCGAGCAAAGCCAGGCGCCGGCAUCACAUACGCACCAGUACGCGACAGGCUCCACCAUCACCACCAGUACGCAGAUCACCACCACAGUGCAGGCGUUCACGCAGUGCGACGCUGCCGGGCAGCACAUUGUCACGAUCCUGCCACCAACCUCUCAGAUUUCCACCAGCCCGACUUCAAUAAUUCUGUGUCCUACUUCCCAUUCACAAGCUAUCACACCUACGCCCACUACCCCCGUUCAGGAUCCCUACGGCUCCCAGUUCUUUACGCCAACCUCCAGCUCUACCCGGGAUCUCCUAGCCCAGGUGGAGGACUCCAAAUUGGGCAAAAAGUGUGUCCCGCUCCCCUUCCUCCACUGGAACCUGUCCCACUUUGCCAGGGAGAAAUACGGUCCACUUCUCCUCAAGCCCAAGAGCAAAGCCAUUGUGGUCAUCCUCUUCCUGGGCCUCCUGGGCCUCAGCCUGUACGGGACCACCAUGGUGCACGAUGGCCUCUACCUGACUGACAUUGUGCCACGUGACACCAAGGAGUAUGACUUCAUCGACGCCCAGUUCAAAUACUUCUCCUUCUACAAUAUGUAUCUGGUCACCACGGACGGGUUCGAUUACGCCCGCUCACAGAGACUUCUGAUCCAGCUACACAACGCCUUCAACUCGGUCAGAUCCGUGGUCCGAGACAGUGAUGGCAAACUACCCCGUAUGUGGCUGCACUACUUCCAGGACUGGCUCAGAGGUCUUCAGGCCGCUUUCGACUCAGACUGGCUGGCGGGAAGGAUCACCUCGGACAGCUAUCGGAACGGCACUGAGGACGGCGCCCUAGCGUACAAACUCCUCAUCCAGACCGGCUCCAAGAAAGAACCCUUCAACUACAGCCAGCUCACUUCUCGUCGGCUGGUGGAUGCAGAGGGUCACAUCCCCCCCGAGGUGUUUUACAUUUACCUGACGGUGUGGGUUAGUAAUGAUCCACUGGGCUAUGCCGCCUCCCAGGCCAACUUCUAUCCCCAUCCCAGAGAGUGGAUCCACGACAAGUACGAUACCACGGGGGAGAAUCUGCGCAUUCCGGCCGCAGAGCCCCUGGAGUUCGCUCAGUUUCCCUACUACCUGAACGGGCUGCGGCAAGCCGGCGACUUCGUAGAAGCCAUCGAGAGCGUGCGGGCCAUCUGCGAUGAGUUCAGCCGCAAGGGCGUGUUCAACUACCCCAACGGAUACCCGUUCCUCUUCUGGGAGCAGUACAUAGGCCUCCGACAUUGGUUCUUACUGGCCAUCAGCGUGGUACUGGCGUGCACCUUCCUGGUUUGUGCUCUGCUCCUGCUCAACCCGUGGACCGCCGGCAUCAUUGUGUUUAUCUUGGCCAUGAUGACGGUGGAGCUGUUUGGCAUCAUGGGUUUGAUCGGCAUCAAGUUGAGCGCCAUCCCCGUGGUCAUCCUCAUUGCCUCGGUAGGCAUCGGCGUGGAGUUCACCGUUCACAUUGCACUGGGCUUCCUGACAGCCAUUGGCACCAGAAACAAGCGCUCGGCCGUGGCUCUGGAGCACAUGUUUGCCCCAGUGGUUGACGGCGCCAUUUCCACGCUGCUGGGCGUUCUCAUGCUGGCGGGGUCCGAGUUUGACUUCAUCAUGAGGUAUUUCUUUGCUGUGUUGGCCAUCUUGACCGUUCUUGGAAUGCUGAACGGCUUGGUCCUGCUCCCGGUCAUCCUCUCCUUGCUGGGCCCCCCUGCCGAGCUGGCAGCAGUCGACGACGGCAGCCGCCAGCCGGCGCCUUCGCCUGAGCCUCCACUCCCACCGCCCAUGGCACACCACGGUUACUUCGCGGACGACCACGACCCCCGCCGGGCGUUCUCCGAGACGUCCGACUCAGAAUACUACUCGGAGAUGACGAGCACGUCGGGUAUCGGCGAGCAGGAUUACAAGUACUGCGACCGCAGCCCGUACAGUGUGCCGCCUGCGACCUCACACAUUCUGCUCGAAGCCAGCAAGAAUCCCAGCUUUCCGAAACUCACGGUGGUGAGGCCGCCAAGGGAAACCGGAGGACGGAUAGAACCGUCCAUUGACUCUCCACACAAUGCUCAGUCGCCUUUGAGCUCGCAGUUGACAUGCUGGGAUGGACCCAAGCGAGACCAGCAGCAGCAGCAGCAGCAGCAGCCAGGACAACAAAAUCUACCUGGAGACAGAGCUCACCAGCCCGGGCGGACUUAUCUGAGCGGUCCUAGGCUACAGAGCGGCCGAGGGCCUCAGCCAAACAGGACUAAAGGGCCCGCCGGCUACGGCGACCCCGCGGCCAGGGGGCCCGUCACCAUGGUGACGGCCACGGCCUCCGUGACGGUGGCCGUGCACCCGACACUGCCCGGAGCGGCGUACCAGGGCUACAUGCACGAAGGCUUCGACACGGACACUGAGUCGGACUGCUUUGAGGCCACUAAGAGGACUAAGUUUUCGUCGUAUAAGAGAGACUCUUUAGAGCUCCAAGACUCGGAACGUCCACAGGAUCAGACGACGCACCAGGCCAGACAAGGCGGGUCAAGGAUCCAGACGGCCAAAGAGUGCUAGACUCCUCCACGCUCGUCCUCUGGAAACUGUACAUAUACGCCACAUAGGAUUUAUUUGAAGGACGAUAUGUACUGUAAAUCUAUGAGUAUAUAUUUUAAUACUAAAAUAAGAGGGAAGCUAUUUAAAAGAGUACUGUAUAACUUUGGGCAUACUCGUGUAAAAGUUUUUUGUGGCGGGGGAGUUUUGUUUUCUUGGCCCCCUGCAUAUAGUGUAUAGAAUAAGAAUAAUGUGCUAUAUGUAAAAAGUGUCCACACAGAGUGAGAUCCUAUUAAGAUAUCAGGCUAUUGAACAUACAUGGUCAGUGUUUUAUUCCUAUUUGUAUUAUUAUGUUUUGUUUUUGGUUUUUUGGUUUUUUUUUGCUGCUACAGUCAUUUUUAAGUGAUUUGCCUUAAAAAAAAAUGCAGUAACCCCUCUUCCUCCCCCUUGAGGCCACACACACACACACUAUAAUAUUAUACUGUGAAAUCUAACAGAUUUCUUAACAACGUGCCUUUAUCGCUAUUGUCAAUGCAGGAUCCAGAGCUCAGUAUUAAGUCCUUUGCAGUUUUAUCUACUUGAAGGUUAACACAAUGGGAACUAUAAGGGAGUCUUUUUAAAUUGUUGUAACCCCAAUGGAGUUACCUAUAAGCUACUAUUUACAUUUUACAGCAGCUUUGUUUUUUUUUACUUUAUUUCCACUACAGUUCUUACUGUACAGAAAUUGUCUCAUCACUGCCAGUGUCAUUUGCAGGGAAGAUCUUUUCUGUAUUUUUCAAGUGGCAGCUUUGUUUUUUUUUUUUUUUUUUUUUUUUAAAGAAACAAAAUGUUGAGUAGCUACUGUGCAGUUAUGAAAAAAUAAUUCACCCUACAUAACCACCAUUGGCAGGAGGACUUUUUAGGGAGGGGGUCGAGGGGAAGCUUGUGCAUUGUUUGUAGUUUAAAGAAAUGUUAAUGUCAUGCCAUAUAAAUUAUUUAUAUUCAAAUUUUUAUUUUUGUAGUUUGUACAGAUGUUAGUAUUUAGACUGAAGUUCUAUUUUUAAAGAGUAAAUAUAUAUUAUAUAUAAAUAUAUCUAUUUGUUGCUGAGUUUGAUUUUCUUUUUGUUUUCAUUUAGGAAAGGGUGGGGGUCAUUAUUAUGUUGUUGUUGUGGUGAGAGCAUGAAGGUGUCACUUUUACACCUUUUUUUUUUUUUUUUUUCCUUCAUGGGCCCCUCCUUUGUCGUUGUCCAUGUCUAAAACACUGUGACUUCUGAAAACUAUGCUCAAGAAACCCCUUGUGUGACCGCUAUGUUCUCUCACCUGCUAUAGAAAAUUAACUAACAAAAAUAAAUUCA